UCCCCUUUUUAUUUCUUGUCGUUGUCAGACCGUGCGGAGCAGCCUUCCGGAGCGCCGGGUCCGUUGUCUGCAGAGGAGCUGCGUCCGUUACGUUUUUCCCUUCGCCUCUUCUGUUCUUCUCUUCUCCCCUCCCGACCGUUAGCCGAGUGGCGGCAGAGGAAAAGGAAAACUGGUCGAAAGCGAGCCGCGGUAUUAAAAAAUGGCAUCCGGUGUAGCAGUCUCCGAUGAAGUCGUCUCCGUUUUCCAGAACAUGAAAGUACGCAAAUCAUGCACCCUGGAGGAGACCAAGGGGAGGAAGAAGGCUGUCUUCCUUACAUUGAAUGACAAGAAAGAGAACAUAGUUGUGGAUAAGGACAGGCAGAUCACAGUUGGAGAUUGCUUAGGAGGAGAUGUUUCUGACCCUCUUGAAACUCUUGUUAAAAUGCUUCCGCUUAAAGAUUGCUGUUAUAUCCUUUAUGAUGCCUCCUUCGAGACCAAAGAAACAAAGAAGGAAGAGAUAAUUUUCAUACAUUGGGCUCCUGAUGAUGCACCUAUUAAUCGCAAAAUGAUUUUUGCUAGCUCCAAGGAGGCUUUGAGGAAAAAGCUGUGUGGAGUGAAGCAUGAGUGGCAGGUGUGUGCAAUUGAGGACUUCUCAGACCGCAAUGAACUGGCAGCAAAGCUGGGAUCAGGCGUUAUUGCACUUGAAUCACAGAGAGUCAUCUAGUGCCAGUCCAGCUUCCAUGCGUGUCACAUGCUGUGGGUUUUAUGCUUGCAGAGUACCUUCAGUUUAUGUAUCUUCCCAUCUGACUCUUGCUUUAACCUGUUUGUAAUUGGGACCUAACUAGAAAGUUCUGGGACAAAAAAAAAAUCCAAGUACUGUUAAUCAGGCAAGGAAGGGCUGUAGAGAGACUUGCUGCCAAAAUUGUUUUCUCAAGGCCAGGCCUGAUUGCAAUGGAACAAGUCAGGCAGGGGAGAAAACCCACCACAAUGCCUGAAUAUUAACUUGUUGCAAUCAUUCCAUGCAAUGUGAUCUUAAUUCCAGUAGUUGGGAGAUUUGACUGGCAAGUUGUAGGCGUACCUCGGCUUAAGACGUAGACAUUUUUUAGACCAUUAAUCAUGCGAACUUGAAUUGAUUACUCUUUUGUCUCAAUUUUUGCAAGUCUAUACCCCACCCCCAAAACCCAGAUGUCUUUCAGCUUCUGAAUAAUUCUGGUUUGAUUGUCCUUUGCAGUUCAUUCCAUGUAUCAUUUCCCCACUUUUUUGUAAGCAUUCCUGGACUUCUAACAAGAUUUCUCCUGUGGUAAGGGCUGACGACUCAAUCCCAACACUGCACAAUCAUGUGACCAACUUUGUUAUUGGGGUGGGGUGGCAAGGAUGACCAAGUCUGAAUCAUUGUGUUUUGCAGAUGGUUAAGUGUUGGGAGGGAUUUUGGGGCCUGACUAAUGUGGAAGCAACAUUGUUAAUCCUUAAAAUAAACUUAGUAUAAAAA
Chiloscyllium plagiosum (whitespotted bambooshark) is the source of this 1468-nucleotide messenger RNA. Its product is annotated as cofilin-2-like. Gene Ontology annotation, biological process: actin filament depolymerization. Gene Ontology annotation, cellular component: actin cytoskeleton. NCBI's taxonomy places the organism in Eukaryota, Metazoa, Chordata, Chondrichthyes, Orectolobiformes, Hemiscylliidae. Gene Ontology annotation, molecular function: actin binding. The record is from RefSeq and is a predicted model, not a curated record.